Messenger RNA from Suillus subalutaceus, 888 nucleotides. Its product is annotated as histone deacetylase complex protein. Gene Ontology annotation, biological process: negative regulation of DNA-templated transcription. NCBI's taxonomy places the organism in Eukaryota, Fungi, Basidiomycota, Agaricomycetes, Boletales, Suillaceae. Gene Ontology annotation, cellular component: nucleus. The record is from RefSeq and is a predicted model, not a curated record. The coding region runs from base 1 to 888 and encodes 295 amino acids. Gene Ontology annotation, molecular function: transcription factor binding; transcription corepressor activity. The transcript is spliced from 3 exons.
AUGGAGACUACGACCCCAGCGGGACAGCCUAUUGUCUCAAGAGAAAAGACGGCCCCAUUCCUCAUCCGAACUUUUGUAAAGGUUGGAUCAUUCCACAGACUGUCCUUGUUCGAGGAGAAUACUCUACCAACCACGGAUGAACAACAAAUUUACACCUGGAAAGAUGCCACCUUGCGUGAAGUACUGACGACUCUCCGAAAUGCUGCACCCCAAAUACCAGAGUUUCGCCACCCUCUGGCCCGUUAUUCCUUCCGCGCUAUAUAUGCAGACGCAGCAAACAGAGGACGCUUUGCACAGAAAGAGCUUGGUAUGGUUUAUUCUCGCGAUAUUCUGGGCGAGCCGGGUACCGUUGACAGCCCCGCGGCACGCCUGCUCAACGACGUAGAUGCCGAAUCCAGAGAGCAGACAGAGCGGGAGAAAGAGGAGAGGACUCUCGAUGAACUUCGAUUCGUGCCAGGAGACUAUCUUUGCGUCUCUAUUAUCCUUCCAAAAGCCGCCGCGGCUGCAGUAGCCGCAGUUACUCAGCCAGAGAGCACUGUCAAGGUUCCAGUUCAAAAUGGCUGGAGAUCCGCACCAGCAGUACGACAGAGUGAUGCAGGCUGGGGAGCGGCAGCCCCUGCUGGCCGAGGUGGGGGUCAUUGGCGAGGGGACUCUAACCCUACUCCUCCCAGUGGCCCACGAGGAAGAGGUGGUGGUGGAAGGGGUGGAGACUUUGCUGGGAGAGAUCGCGACUUUGACCGCAACAGAGAUUCGGAGAGACGUCCGCCCCCAAGGCGCGAUUCACCACCUCACCGAGGAGGCGGCUGGGGUGGCAGAGGUGGCAAACGGUCGCCAUCGGGUUCGCGAUCAAGGAGCCCACCGCGACGCAGAGGGUCUCGCUAUGACUGA